This is a messenger RNA of Schizosaccharomyces osmophilus, 870 nucleotides long. RefSeq lists its product as uncharacterized. The coding region runs from base 1 to 870 and encodes 289 amino acids. NCBI's taxonomy places the organism in Eukaryota, Fungi, Ascomycota, Schizosaccharomycetes, Schizosaccharomycetales, Schizosaccharomycetaceae. The record is from RefSeq and is a predicted model, not a curated record. The transcript has a single exon.
AUGAUUGCAUCCACUUGGCUUGUUUCUUUGGCCACUGCUUUCUUAGGUGCCUCUUGCGUCGCUCAGGCUCAAACCUUAACUUAUACCAAUCCCAAUACCAAUGUCAGUAGAGAAUCGCCAAAGGUUAUGAAUAUGACCUUUGGCGAAUGUACACCUUAUGGACUGCCCGUCAACAAUGUCAUCUAUGACAUUCAAUACGCAGUCGAGGGUGUCUUUUCUCGUGAUUGGGACUAUGUGCAAAAGGCGAUUCAAGAAGGCAAAUACCUCGAUGCCGUCGCUGCUGCGAAUAUGGUCAACCCAGAUGGAGGGGUUGCCAAUUUAAACUACGAUGCAAUUACCACUAUGAUCAGUCGGGAAACCGAUGAACAACAAAUCGAGUCUUUACAAUGCUUGAAAAACUUGGUUGGCGGAAAACAAAACAAUGUCGAGACUUUGAUGGCCCAACCGAAUCCUACCCACCAUCAGCGCUUUCAGGAUACAUUGGAUGCCUCCAUCGACCGACUCAGCUCAUCUCGCAAGGCCAAGCGUAAUUACCCUUGGGGAAACAUAUAUAACGUCGGUGGUUGUAAAUCUAGCAACACCGCCAUCCGCAGAGAUUGUGGUCAAGCCGUCGCUGGUACUACUGACGCCAACAUUUGGCUCCCAAGCCGUCAAUCUACUGUUAGCGUUUAUGGUACUUGCUUCCUUACUGCUGAAAGUGGAACUGGUUACUCUCUCAACGUUCCUGGAUGGGGCGUCAGGAAUGACGGAUGGAUGAUCUUUUGGAACUGUUUUGACACAAACAACGAUGGCUCCUCGGGCUCUGGUAUGGUACAAGAUGAUAGCUAUGAACUCGUCGUUUGUCUCGGUAGCCGUCCUAGCGGUUGUUAA